GUAAGACGACAACAAUGUCACGUCACAAAAACUCAUCAGAUCAGAUAAUAUUUUGAAAAAAAAAAAAACUCUUCUCUCCGCGACUUUUUGAUUUCAUUGGAAUCUUCACUCUCUAGGGUGUGCUGAAAAGUGAAAAAUGGCAUCUUUGAUUGUGGGACAGCUUGUUUUUCCAUCAGAAAACGGUUACAAAGUGUGGGAAGAUCCCUCUUUUAUUAAAUGGAGAAAAAGAGAUCCUCAUGUUACUUUGCGUUGCCAUGACUCUGUUGAAGGAUCUCUUAGAUACUGGUAUGAACGCAAUAAAGUGAACCUUUCAGUAUCCAACGCUGCUGUUUGGAACGAUGAUGCUGUUCAGAGUGCACUUGGAAGUGCUGCUUUUUGGGUUAAAGGCUUGCCUUUUGUCAAGUCUUUGUCUGGUUAUUGGAAAUUUUUACUGGCUCCCAAUCCUGCUGCUGUUCCAAAGAAUUUUUAUGAAAGUGCAUUUCAGGAUUCUGAUUGGGAAACUUUGCCAGUUCCUUCCAAUUGGCAAAUGCAUGGAUUUGAUCGGCCUAUUUACACAAAUAUUGUGUAUCCAAUUCCGCUUGAUCCUCCUCAUGUUCCUACAGAUAACCCUACAGGCUGCUACAGGACAUACUUUCAAAUUCCUAAAGAAUGGAAGGGUCGCAGGAUUUUGUUGCACUUUGAAGCGGUUGAUUCUGCCUUCUGUGCAUGGAUAAAUGGGGUCCCCAUUGGAUACAGUCAGGAUAGUAGAUUGCCCGCUGAGUUCGAAGUAACAGAUUAUUGCUAUUCAUGUGAUUCGGACAAGAAGAAUGUUCUAGCUGUUCAAGUAUUUAGGUGGAGUGAUGGAUCUUACCUUGAAGACCAAGAUCAUUGGUGGUUAUCUGGUAUUCAUCGAGAUGUACUUCUCCUUUCUAAGCCACAGGUUGAAGUGAAAAUAGAUUGCUCAAGAGAAACAUCUAAAGAUAAAGUGCUUACGAACUUUAUCAUAGAAGCUGCAUUAUAUGAUGCUGGGAGCUGGUACAACCAUGAUGGAAACAUUGAUCUACUUUCAUCAAACGUGGCUAACAUAAGGCUCAAGCCCUUCCCCACUGGAACUCUAGGUUUUCAUGGUUAUAUGCUGGUGGGGAAACUGGAAAAGCCCAAGCUAUGGUCUGCUGAACAGCCAAAUCUAUACACUCUGGUUAUCAUACUUAAGGAUGCAUCUGGCAACAUAGUUGACUGUGAAUCAUGCCUAGUUGGUAUAAGACAAGUAUCAAAAGCCCCAAAGCAGCUACUUUUUAAUGGGCAUCCAGUUGUAAUAAGAGGUGUGAACAGGCAUGAGCAUCAUCCACGUUUGGGGAAGACAAACAUAGAAUCUUGCAUGGUUAAGGAUUUGGUUGUAAUGAAGCAAAACAAUAUCAAUGCUGUGAGAAACAGCCACUAUCCCCAACAUCCCCGUUGGUAUGAGUUGUGUGACCUGUUCGGUAUGUAUAUGAUUGAUGAAGCCAAUAUUGAAACACAUGGUUUUGAUCUUUCUGGACAUCUGAAGCAUCCAACUCAGGAACCUAGUUGGGCUGCCGCAAUGAUGGACCGUGUUAUAGGCAUGGUGGAAAGGGACAAAAACCAUGCCUGCAUUUUUUCUUGGUCCUUAGGAAAUGAAUCUGGAUAUGGACCUAAUCAUUCUGCUUCAGCUGGAUGGAUUCGUGGGAGGGAUCCUUCACGACUAGUACAUUAUGAAGGUGGUGGAUCUAGAACCCCAUCUACCGAUAUUGUAUGCCCAAUGUAUAUGCGCAUCUGGGACAUAGUGAAGAUUGCAAAAGAUCCAAAUGAAACACGUCCUUUGAUUUUGUGCGAGUAUUCACAUUCAAUGGGAAACAGCAAUGGAAAUAUACAUGAAUAUUGGGAAGCAAUUGAUAACAUAUUUGGCCUCCAAGGUGGCUUUAUAUGGGAGUGGGUUGACCAGGGCCUAUUGAAGGCCAAUGACAAUGGUAGUAAAUAUUGGGCAUAUGGUGGUGACUUUGGGGAUUCUCCCAAUGAUUUAAACUUUUGCUUGAAUGGUCUUACAUGGCCAGACCGAACUCCUCACCCUGCCUUACAUGAGGUUAAGUAUGUCUAUCAACCAAUCAAAGUUUCUCUUACAGAAACCAUGAUCAAGAUAAAGAACACUAAUUUUUAUGAGACAACAGAAGGAAUGGAGUUCAAAUGGGCUGCUCAUGGGGAUGGGUGUGAACUUGGAUGUGGAAUUCUAUCCCUUCCUGUGAUAGAACCCCAGGGCAGCUAUGAGAUAGAAUGGAAGUCUGGUCCAUGGUAUCCUUUAUGGGUUUCCUCUGAUGCUGAAGAAAUAUUUUUAACAAUCACUGCUAAGCUUUUGCACUCUAAACGGUGGGUAGAAGCUGGUCAUGUUGUUUCAUCUACACAAGUCCAGUUGCCUGCCAAGAGAGAUACGCUGCCUCAUAUAAUCAAAACAAAAGAUGAUGUCCUUUCUGCUGAAAUUCUUGGGGAUAAUAUCAGAAUUAGCCAGCAGAAGUUAUGGGAGAUUACAUUGAAUAUGAAAACUGGAAGUCUUGACGGCUGGAAGGUUGAAGGUGUCCCUAUAAUGAAAAAUGGUGUAUUUCCAUGCUUUUGGCGAGCACCGACAGACAAUGACAAAGGGGGAGGUCUGAGUAGUUAUUACUCUAGUUGGAAAGCUGCCGAUAUGGAUGACAUAGUUUUUCUUACAGAAAGCUGUACUAUACAAAAUAAGACUGAGCAUCUUGUGAAAAUAUUGGUUGUUUACCUUGGCAUCCAUAAGGGUGAGAAUGGUACUUUAACUGAGUUGGCAAAAGCAGAUGCUUUAAUCAAAAUGGACUUGCUUUACACGAUCCAUUCUUCUGGUGACAUCAUUAUGGACUCCGUUGUAAAACCAAUUUCUAAUCUUCCUCCUUUACCACGCGUUGGAGUUGAAUUCCACCUGGAAAAAUCAGUGGACCAGGUGAGAUGGUAUGGAAGAGGGCCAUUUGAGUGCUAUCCUGAUCGAAAAGCUGCAGCACAUGUUGGGGUUUAUGAGCAGACGGUAGAUGGCAUGCAUGUUCCUUAUAUUGUUCCUGGGGAAUCUGGGGGUAGGGCAGAUGUCAGGUGGGUGACAUUUCAAAACAAGGAUGGCUAUGGAAUUUAUGCUUCAACUUAUGGCAUAUCUCCACCUAUGCAAAUGAAUGCUAGUUAUUACAGCACAGCAGAGCUUGACCGAGCAACACGCAAUGAAGAACUUAUCAAAGGGGAUUACAUUGAGGUGCAUCUUGACCACAAGCACAUGGGUAUUGGCGGGGACGAUAGCUGGACACCCUGUGUACAUGAAAAGUAUCUGAUUCCGGCUGUGCCAUACUCAUUCUCUAUUAGGUUGUGUCCUGUAACUGCAGCUACCUCUGGCCAAAGUAUCUACAAAUCCCAUCUUCAAAACUGAGUCCAUCCUCUGUUUUUGCUUCAAACCUUUUGAAGGGUGAAAUUAUGAGAAGGUUCUUAGUUUACCAUGUAAUAAUAAGGCGUUUCGACUGUCUAGUGUAGUUUUAAUCCUGUCUGUAAGAAUCAUAGUCAGGUUUGCUUAUGAUAAUAAAAAACAAUCUUAUCUUGGAACCUAAAAUUAUUAAUCUUUGA
This is a messenger RNA of Durio zibethinus, 3606 nucleotides long. The record is from RefSeq and is a predicted model, not a curated record. Lineage: Eukaryota; Viridiplantae; Streptophyta; Magnoliopsida; Malvales; Malvaceae.